This is a messenger RNA of Coffea eugenioides, 3192 nucleotides long. RefSeq lists its product as uncharacterized. The record is from RefSeq and is a predicted model, not a curated record. The transcript is spliced from 4 exons. NCBI's taxonomy places the organism in Eukaryota, Viridiplantae, Streptophyta, Magnoliopsida, Gentianales, Rubiaceae. The coding region runs from base 1 to 3192 and encodes 1063 amino acids.
AUGCUGACCGAAGCUCAGCCUCCCACCCCUGCUAGUGGAUGUCCAAGCCCAGAAUCAGCAGCUGCGGCAGCGGAGUUGGUGAGCAGGGAGGACGCGCUGACACCCCCUAAUCGUAGCCAGCAUGGUUGUGGGGUUGCUGAUGUGCAUUUGGUGUGGCUGGAGUCGAGUGGGCAAGGUGAUGGCACAUCAGAAAGGGUGGUUCGUCCUACAUCUCAGGUUGCAAGCGUGGGAACCUCGUCUGAGGUGGUGGAGGCUGGAGCAGAGAAGGCAGCAGGUUAUCUGUCUCUGCAACCCAACAUUUCUCCCCUGCAGGGGAGUAGGCAAGAUGAUGGCGCACCUGAACGGGAUCGUCCCACAGCUUUGUGUGCAAGGGAGGGAGUCACGGCUGAAGCUGGGGAGAAUUUCAUGGCAGAAGGGCAAAGUGCGGAUGAUCAGAUUCCAAUGGCAGCAGGCAACCUAUCCCCGCGACCCAACAUUUGUUAUGUGGAGCUGCGUAUUUCUCCCUUGAAAGAGCUUAAUGUUGAUCAGUCAAGGGAAUUGGAGACAUCUCGCAAACAAGGAAAACCAAAGGGAAUACGGGCGCUAUUUCCGUCCGACAGGGCAGCUGCGUUCCACCUCAACAUCUUCCACAGACGUAUACCAGUUGUAAAUUCGUCGGCAGAUAUCUGGGUCUUUUAUAAUUUUCCCUUAGUAUGCUCUAUAGCUGGGAAUUCUCAACAAUAUAUCUCCCUUGCUGUCCAUCAUCCGUGGCUACCUCGCUCCUUGCUGUUUUCUUUUGUACAUGCCAAAUGUACAUUGGAAGAACGCCGGGAGUUUUGGCAAGCACUUUUGGUUGACAAACCAUGUGACCAGUCAUGGUGUAUUUGUAGGGAUUUCAAUGUGAUCAUAUCCCCUAACGAAAAAAAAGGAGGUCGGCCUUUUUGUAGCUCUGAGGGGUUGGAGCUUAUGACCUUCAUGGAGGAGGCCGAAGUUUUUGAUGUGAGUUUUUCUGGCUCGAGUUUCACUUGGUGCAACAAUCGCCAAGGCAGGGCUUGGAUCUGGAAGCGAUUGGAUAGGCUAUUGGUUAAUGGGGAGUGUUCUGAAUUACUGUCAGUCGUGUCGGUCACUCAUUUGGCUAGACACCCAUCCGAUCAUGCUCCGCUGAAAGUAUCUUUCACUUCACGUACAGAUGAUAAGCCUCAUGCGUUCCGUUUCCUAAAUGUGUGGACAUCUAGAGCAUCUUUACUUGAUGUUAUUCGAAACACUUGGCAACAGGAGUGUCACGGUUCCCCCUUGAGGGUCUUAUGCUCCAAGCUACUUGCUGCAAGGAGAGCUAUCCAAGAGUGGAAUAAGAACUCGUUUGGGAAUAUUUUUGCUGCGUCUCGUGAAGCAGAGGCUUCGGUGACUAGGGCGGAAGCAAGGUUGGACAAUGAGCCAUCGGAGGAUGCCCAGGUGGAGCUUAAUCGAGCACAAGCACAGCUUAACCAUGCGUUGUCAGUGGAGGAACAAUUUUGGAAGCAAAAGGCCCGGGUUAAGUGGCUCCGGCAUGGUGAUCGUAACUCUAAGUUCUUCCAUGCCGCCCUAAGGCAGAGAAGGUUGCAAGGGGUAAUUCAUCGUAUUAAGGAUAUGAAUGGCAUAUGGGUGGAGGCGGAGGAAGACAUAUCGCGUGAAGCGGUACGCUACUUUUCUAACUUAUUUUCUGCACCGACGGAAUCCUCGUCAGAAUUAUUGCACAUGAUCCCUGUCAGCAUCACGGCAGAGGAGAACAGUAGCUUAGAGGCUGAUCCGUCUAUGGAGGAGGUGAAAAGGACUAUUUUUGUAAUGGACGGUGACAGUGCAGCUGGCCCGGAUGGCUUCACGGGUAAGUUUUUUACUUUUGCUUGGGAGGUGAUUGGUCAGGAUGUAUAUAAUACAGUUUUGAGCUUUUUCUGCGGGGCUGAGCUCCCUCGAUUUAUUACAUCUACUUCUAUUGUCUUACUUCCGAAAAGACCGAACCCUCAGGAUUUUUUGAAGUUUAGACCGAUUAGUCUUUGCAAUUUCUUCAAUAAAGUAUUGUCUAAGAUCCUUGCUGAUAGGAUGGCUGGUAUUCUACCUAAUGUUGUUUCACCCCAACAGACGGGUUUUGUUAAGGGCAGGAAUAUAACCGAAAACUAUCUUCUCGCCCAAGAGCUAAUGUCAGGGAUACGUAGAUCGUCUAGGGGAGGAAAUGUAGCAUUGAAAUUAGACAUGUCCAAGGCAUAUGACCGUGUAUCAUGGGGAUUCCUCAUAAAUGUACUGCGGCGGUUUGGGUUUGGGGAAAGAUUUAUUGACAUGGAUAUUGUGCGGGUGCUAGAGCUUUACCAACAAUCCUCGGGUCAGUUGGUGAAUGGCCAAAAAAGUGGGUAUAUCGUGCAUCCCUCCGCACAGGCUGCUCGACGGAGGGUAAUUGAGCAUAUCACUGGUUUUCCAAGGCAGCAAACACCUAUUCGUUACUUGGGGUUCCCAUUGUACUUUGGGAAGAGUAAGGCUUCAUACUACAGUGAGGUGAGUCAAGCAAUACUCGGCAGAAUCCUUUCAUGGAAGUCCAAGGUUUUGUCUCAGGAGGGUAAGAUCAUUCUCAUCAAACAUGUUCUUUCAUCUAUCCCAUUGCAUUUACUAUCGGCCGCAGUAAUGCCGGUUUCGGUGUUCAGAGUAAUUGAGAGGGUUUGUGCGGGCUUUUUAUGGGGCUCGACAAAGAUGGAGGCCAGGCGUUCUCACCCUUGUCAGGUAGAGCUUAUUGCGGGUGCAUUAGCAACUUGGAAACGGUUAAUCAAUGUCAGCAGGGAAGCGGAGUUGUCUAUGCACUGGUUGGUGAAUGCCGGGACCUGUGACUUCUGGUAUGAUAACUGGCUGGGCAACGAAGCUCUUUUCCUUAAAGCCCCAGUUAAGGGGGAUUUAUCGUUCAGGGACUUUUUGGUAGAUGGAAGGUGGAACUCGGUGUUGCUAGCACAAUACCUCCCAAGGGACAUCACAGCCAUGAUCCUAUAUCAUCCGACCCCGGAGGGUGAGAGACCAGAUGAGGUGGUGUGGGUGUUAAUACCUUCAGGAAAUUUCUCGUUGACCUCCGCUUUCCAAGAGGUAAGGCAAGCUCAGAACCCUUCUUGGAUAUUCAACCCACAUUUGGCUCCCUCAGCUCCCACUGAAAGUCUCUUUCUUUAUGUUACGUCUAUUGAUGCGGAGGCUACCGCUGGAUGA